Musa acuminata subsp. malaccensis (wild Malaysian banana) is the source of this 1895-nucleotide messenger RNA. RefSeq names its product mitochondrial import inner membrane translocase subunit TIM44-2. Gene Ontology annotation, molecular function: protein-folding chaperone binding. Gene Ontology annotation, biological process: protein import into mitochondrial matrix. The record is from RefSeq and is a predicted model, not a curated record. Gene Ontology annotation, cellular component: mitochondrial inner membrane. Lineage: Eukaryota; Viridiplantae; Streptophyta; Magnoliopsida; Zingiberales; Musaceae.
CCCCCUUCUCUGUACUCGGUUUCGUGCUCGUAGAACCCGAGGGACUUAGGUCGCUCCUUAUCUCCCUACUCGUGCCCGGAAAUGGCGACCUCCGCGCUAUCGAGGGCCUUGAGGCGGCCCUCGCUGCUGUACGCAUCGAGAUACGCAAUGAAUAUUAAUGUUCAAGUGAUUAAAGGAAAUAGGCAUUCAAGUUAUCGACGAUUUAGUAUCUUCAAUGAGUUCUCAAAGCAAUUGAAAGGAGAAGCUAAAAGUAAUACAGAAUUCCAACAAUCAAUGAAGGACCUAAAUGAGAAAAUUGGAGUGGUAAAGGAAGAUAUCAAAGUAAGAACACAGAAAACCACAGAGAAGUUAUAUAGGACAGUUGAUGAUGUUUGGACAGAAGCUGAAACAGUAUCAAAGAAGGUCUCUGAAAAUGUGAGAGAGCAGUUAUCAGCUGCUAAAGAAGAGGUCAAAGACACGCUCGGACUUGGAAAGCAGGAGCCGUCUACAACGUCCAAUUCAUCAAGCACUUCCAGUCCAAAUGAUGGAAGCACACCAACAUCAGAAGCAGAGAAAUUUCAAAAUUUUAAAGCUAACAGUAACGAAGAAUCAUCUGGAGAAACAGAAACACUGUUUGGCAAGUUCAAGUCCACAGUUUCAUCAACUUCUCCUACAGUCUCCCAAGCAUUUCGGAAAUUGACGGAAGCAAAGAUCACAAACUUAGCUAGGAAAGGAUAUGAAAUAGUAAAAGAUGAGCUGAGCUCUAACCAAACCAGGAAAAAGCGCAUGCAGUAUGCUUCUGCUUCUGUUUCAUCUGAACCAAGAAGCACAAGAACUGAUAUUGUUGUUGUUCCUACAAAAAAAUCAAUUUUAGGUGAGAAAUGGGAGGCAUUUAAGAAGAAGAUGCAUGACCAUCCUAUUUUUAAGCACGUUAGUGGCUACAGCCAACCAGUUGUAACAAUGGGACAAGAGUUAGCGGAGGACAUGCGAGAGAGGUGGGAGACAAGCGACAGUCCUGUUGUUCACAAGAUUCAAGAUUUGAAUGAAACUGUUUUUGGAGAAACUGCAACUGCUCUGUCUUUCAAGGAAAUUCGACGCCGAGAUCCAUCUUUUUCGCUGCCAGACUUUGUUGCUGAAGUUCAAGAAAUGAUCAGGCCUGUUCUGACUGCUUAUUUCAAGUGUGAUGUUGAAACUUUGAAGAAGUAUUGCAGUCCUGAAGUGAUUGAACGAUGUAAGGGAGAGCGAAUGGCUUAUGAGAGUCAAGCCAUGUUUUUCGAUAACAAGAUUCUCCACAUUUCUGAGGUUGAUGUUCGGGAAACUAAAAUGAUGGGUUCGUCUCCUAUAAUUAUAGUAGCUUUUCAAACACAGCAGAUCUACUGUGUGCGUGAUAGAGAAGGCUCAAUAACAGCUGGUGGAAAGGACACAAUCCAGACUGUAUAUUAUGCAUGGGCUAUGCAACAAAUGGAUGCCGAGGAGCUUGGAGAAGGAGCAUACUACCCACAAUGGAGGUUACGAGAAAUGCAGCAACUGGGCGUUCAAUCACUUAUCUAGGAUUGACCACCGUCGUACCAUGGUCCCAAGGUGUUUUCUCGGGCGUUGGCUGCUUCAAGAGAAUCUAUGACCAUUUCAGUUUAACCAAUCUCUUAGGAGAAGGUGCCAUUUUUCCGUAUACAGAUGAAGCGAACCUCUGAAAAAAUCACCUUAAAAUAAUUGUUUUCUUCAUCAUGGUGGGUUGUUUUGAGGAGGAAGGCUAUUCUUUUUCUUUGUAAUAUGCUCAGCAAAAUUUGAUACCCAGAGGGUUCAUAGUGGUGUAUAAUGUACUAGUAAAAUUGAGCUGCUGAUUCCAAUUUUGUUUUCACGUUACACUACUAUCAUAAACCAUUCAUGUCUUUUAUUUUUUUUCCACUUUUUUGUCA